Neltuma alba is the source of this 1407-nucleotide messenger RNA. Its product is annotated as histone deacetylase 2. Gene Ontology annotation, molecular function: histone deacetylase activity. Gene Ontology annotation, cellular component: histone deacetylase complex. The coding region runs from base 135 to 1187 and encodes 350 amino acids. The transcript is spliced from 13 exons. The record is from RefSeq and is a predicted model, not a curated record. Gene Ontology annotation, biological process: epigenetic regulation of gene expression. NCBI's taxonomy places the organism in Eukaryota, Viridiplantae, Streptophyta, Magnoliopsida, Fabales, Fabaceae.
UACGCCGAGUAUCAUUAUCGAGUCGACUCGGAAUCUCCGUGUUUUUGCUAUUUUCUUGUUAUUCACAGUCGCCACCGUCAAAGUUUCUCACGUUCUCUAUCGAUAUCUUCAACGAAAUUCUAGAUUUUCCUCAAAUGUUCUCUUCUUCGUCUUCAGUAGAUGGCGACGAGGCUCUUCGACGAAGCCGUAUCCUUUCAAGCAAGCUCUACCUCGAUGUCCCUCAGUUCAAGGCUCCAGUUAUCUAUUCGAAGUCGUACAAUAUAGCUUUCCUGGGAAUAGAGAAAUUGCACCCAUUUGAUUCAUCUAAAUGGGGAAACAUUUGUCGACUCCUUAUUGCAUCUGGAAUUCUAGACAAAAGUUGCAUUGUUGAGCCUCAGGAGGCUUCCAAGGAUGAUCUCCUUGUGGUACAUUCAGAAUCUUACUUGAAUAGCCUGAAGAAUAGUUCGAAGGUUGCUAUGAUGAUUGAGGUACCUCCAGUGGCACUGUUUCCCAAUUGUCUGCUGCAGCACAAAGUUCUCUUCCCAUUUCGAAAGCAGGUUGGAGGGACUAUAUUGGCAGCAAAACUUGCAAAGGAAAGAGGAUGGGCCAUUAACAUAGGUGGAGGCUUCCAUCAUUGUUCAGCAGAAAAAGGAGGUGGAUUUUGCGUGUAUGCAGAUAUUUCUCUAUGCAUCCGCUUUGCUUUUGUUCAAUUAAAUAUAUCAAGGGUGAUGAUCAUUGAUCUUGAUGCACAUCAAGGAAAUGGUCAUGAAAUGGACCUUGCCAAUGACGACCGAGUCUAUAUCCUGGAUAUGUACAACCUGGGAAUAUAUCCCUUUGAUUAUGAGGCCAGAAGAUACAUAAAUCAGAUAGUUGAAGUGGAGAGUGGGACACGUACAGAGGAUUACCUGCAGAAAUUAGACAGAGCACUUGAGAUUGCUGGCCAUAUGUUUGAUCCUGAGUUGGUCGUUUAUAAUGCUGGAACUGACAUUCUGGACGGUGAUCCAUUGGGAAGGUUGAAGAUCAGUCCUGAAGGAAUUGCUCUUCGGGAUGAAAAAGUUUUUCAAUUUGCGUGUGAGAAGAAGGUUCCAAUUGUCAUGCUCACAUCAGGUGGUUACAUGAAGUCCAGUGCAAGAGUCAUCGCAGAUUCUAUAGUCAAUCUUUCGAAUAGAUGUUUGAUCGAUACUAGACAAAGUUCAAAGUUUAAAUAAGAUGCUGUGCAAUUCCAGGUCCGUGGCCAGAGUUUCCAAAGCAUAAUCUGGAUCAGAAUGUUGCUGUAUAAGUUGAACUUCAGUGUAUAGUUUCCCCCUCCUAUAAAGGAGGUGCAAUAUAGAUCUGAGUUGCUAGUUUUUAUCUGUUGACGUGAAAAUGGAGUCUGCAUAAAUGAGUUAUGUUUAGUGAAUAAUUUUUCACUUUGAAGCAUUCAAUCAA